Messenger RNA from Echinococcus granulosus, 909 nucleotides. RefSeq lists its product as hypothetical. Bases 1 to 909 code for a protein of 302 amino acids. NCBI's taxonomy places the organism in Eukaryota, Metazoa, Platyhelminthes, Cestoda, Cyclophyllidea, Taeniidae. The record is from RefSeq and is a predicted model, not a curated record. Gene Ontology annotation, molecular function: protein dimerization activity. The transcript is spliced from 3 exons.
AUGAACCCUAAUCGCACUUUUCUCCCUCUCAUCGGUUUCGCAUCAUCGACCCCACCGGUUCCACAAGAGCAGCAGAGCCAACAGCAGCAAACCUAUCAACCGAUCUUCGUGAUACCGAUUUCUGCACCAUCUGCUCCUGUAGAACCAAUCAUCGUGGACCUAUCCAAUAACGUGCAAUCGUCAGUUCCUCCCAUAGCUCCUAAACUCGACACUCCAAUUCCAUCUAUCUCAGGAGCAGGUAUAGGAAAACGUCCACUUCUUCCAUUGGACGAUCGAGAAAUGAGACGAAAGGUCAAAAAGCAGAACAUGGAGCGACGUCGGCGAGCAUACAUUUCCGACAAACUGUCCUCCCUCUACGAUCUCGCCAUCUCCCUCAUCGGCGAAAAACCGCACCACCAAUCUCAUCAAAGAACGGAGAUAGUGGACAUGCUAAACCAGUGUGUGAGUGUGCUUCAGAGCCUGCUAGAGUUCCUCAAGACUGAACCCGAACUGCAAUUGAAGUUGCGACGUCUGGAGCUUACUUCAAUAAAGGAGUCAUCGGACAAGCAGCGACGGAGAAGGCAGAGUUCGACCAUGUCGAGGGGGGCGGUUGUGGCGGUGAAGGAGAACGUGUUACCUCGUGCCUCAGCAUUCACACCCGUCGGUCGAAACCGAAUGACGAUCACUUCAACGCCGUUGUCCACAUCUCCUCGUCAGCACCACGGGUGCCCGCCCGUAGGGCGAGGUCGGAAGAGGGAAAGCAGCGGUCUCAACUGUCUCACCCCUCUCUUGGCCGAGAACACCGCCGCUUCAUCUUCCUCUACAACCCCCUCCACUUCCACCUCUUAUUCGCUCCUCGAGAAAACCCAACUUCUCAACCGAUCAAGGGAAUCUUCCCUACCUGAUAUCUGGCGACCGUAUCGAGGUUGA